ACCUGAAACCACGCACCUUGGAGCGAUUAUAGUGCCAAUAUUUCAUGCAUGAAAAUCCCUCCCUCUUUAACCAAAGCGCUCACUCUCUCUCUCUCUCUCCAAAACCCAGAUUUUUUCUUUUCCUUAAGAAAAAAUGAACUCUGAGCUGAUUCACAGAACCCAAACUAGCAAAACUCCGAAACCCAAUGACACUCUCCACCAGGCACCAAAACCCACAAAUCUUCUUAAAAAAUCCAAAGACCCAUUACUCUACACGUUCAUUGGAAUCGCCAUAGCCACUUUUUUCUUCAAAUUCUUCGACCCUGUAAGUAAAACACCACCACUUUCACAGCGACAGUCCGAGUCGGCUCAGCUCCAGACUCGGCACGUGCUGUACGAGACGACGUCGUCACACUCAUCACACCAUGAUGUGCAUUUUAGCGUUGGUGGGAAAGUGCCACUGGGGUUGAAGAAGAAGGGCCUGAGAAUAUUGGUGACUGGUGGGGCCGGGUUCGUGGGGAGCCACCUUGUGGACCGUCUGAUCAAAAGAGGAGACACUGUGAUCGUCGUUGAUAGCUUCUUCACGGGGAGGAAGGACAACCUGGUACAGCACUUUGGGAGUCCGAGGUUUGAGCUCAUAAGACACGACGUCGUUGAGCCGAUUCUAUUGGAAGUUGAUCAGAUCUACCAUCUAGCUUGCCCUGCUUCUCCGGUUCAUUACAAGUACAACCCGGUCAAGACCAUCAAAACCAAUGUGGUGGGUACAAUGAACAUGCUUGGACUGGCAAAAAGAGUCGGUGCAAGGUUUUUGGUAACGAGCACCAGUGAGGUGUACGGUGAUCCUCUGCAACACCCACAGGUUGAAACCUACUGGGGCAAUGUCAACCCCAUUGGUGUAAGGAGUUGUUAUGAUGAGGGGAAGCGUACGGCAGAGACCUUGACCAUGGACUAUCACAGAGGCCAUGGCAUUGAGGUGAGGAUUGCUCGAAUUUUUAACACAUAUGGACCACGUAUGUGCAUAGACGAUGGUCGUGUAGUUAGCAAUUUUGUUGCUCAGGCAUUAAGGAAGGAGCCAUUAACUGUUUAUGGUGAUGGGAAGCAAACAAGAAGCUUUCAAUAUGUUUCCGACCUGGUGGAGGGUCUGAUAAGACUGAUGGAAGGUGAUCAUGUGGGUCCUUUCAAUCUUGGCAAUCCUAGUGAAUUCACCAUGCUUGAACUUGCUCAGGUGGUACAAGAAACUAUAGACCCUUUUGCAAAGAUAGAGUUCAGGCCCAAUACUGAGGAUGACCCACAUAAGAGAAAGCCAGAUAUUACCAAGGCCAGAGAGCUUCUUGGGUGGCACCCAACUGUGUCUCUUCGCAAUGGACUUCCUCUCAUGGUUGAAGACUUCAAGCAACGUAUAUUUGGCGACAAAAAAGACACUGUUGGCGCAUAAGUUUUAUGUAUGUAUUGUUGAGGGGCAUUGAGAAAAAAAUUAGUGAAAAUAAAAAUUGAAUAAGAGGGAUAAUCUUUAUGAAUAUCUACACCUUUCUGUCACUGUUACUCACAUGAACAGGCCUGGGAGGGAGAGAUUAUUAAUUAUGAGAGUGUAGAGCGAGCAAUCUUUUUUGAGUGUGUAGAUCAAUCUUCUUUACCAAUAUAGUAAAAUAGUUUUUUUGUUAUCA
Messenger RNA from Quercus lobata, 1643 nucleotides. Its product is annotated as UDP-glucuronic acid decarboxylase 2-like. Gene Ontology annotation, molecular function: UDP-glucuronate decarboxylase activity; NAD+ binding. NCBI's taxonomy places the organism in Eukaryota, Viridiplantae, Streptophyta, Magnoliopsida, Fagales, Fagaceae. The transcript is spliced from 7 exons. The record is from RefSeq and is a predicted model, not a curated record. Gene Ontology annotation, biological process: D-xylose metabolic process. Bases 134 to 1414 code for a protein of 426 amino acids. Gene Ontology annotation, cellular component: cytoplasm.